Molecule: messenger RNA, 1500 nt
Organism: Aspergillus calidoustus
Lineage: Eukaryota; Fungi; Ascomycota; Eurotiomycetes; Eurotiales; Aspergillaceae
Source: the annotation of a GenBank genome assembly
AUGUCCGUGACCGCUGGUGUGAAUGAUGAGGACCGCCUUAUGGAGAAUUUCGUACUUGAUGCUUUACUCCCAAAUGCAGAGAUUCCAUCUGCAUUGGGCGCAACGUUCUCGGACUCCUGGCCAGGCACUUCAAUUCCUAUCGAUCACACUGAGUUGGUAUCUGACCCGCUUUCCUGGCAUGGGUCCCUUGAGGUGUCACAGAGAAAGAGAGAUCGACUUUUGGCGGAGGCAAAGGGGGUGCCAGAGCUGGUGGGGGCGUGGAAUUUCUCGAAUUUCCCCUCCUGCUUGAGGCUGGAAAGGUUCCUUGGCGGGUGCUUUGACUGCUUGCUUGACUAUCUUCCCUUUACCCACGCUCCGACAUGGCAGGCUGAAAAUGCGCCGCCUUGUUUACUAUUGAGCAUGGCCGCUCUGGGUGCAGAGUAUUAUCAGGAGCACCGCGUUGCUCAUAUUGCAGGAAAGUCUCCGGGAGUCUCAGAGCACCCUACAUGGGUUACUCAAUCGAUCCUGAUCAUCACAACAUACGGUAUGAGAAGUGGGGAAUUUGGAAAAUUUCAAGAGGCAUUAUCAUGGGCAUCGCUUUUGGCUAAUAUCGUCCGCGGCAACCGAGGUGCAAGAAACCCCGGCAGGGACGGCGAGGAGGUACGCAAGAUUUGGGCCAGGUGGAUUGAGCAUGAAAUAAUAUUACGGACCAAAUGGGCUGCAUAUACGUCAUUGGGUCUUUUGACUAUAUGCUUCAACAUUCCGCCACUACUCCUAGCCAACGAAAUGAGAGAUCUUCCCCUUCCGUCUGAUGAAGCGGACUGGACCAGCAGGACUCCCGAGAUAUGGGCCAAGGUUCGGACUGGCCAGUGCCGAGACGAACCCCGCUUCAAGGAAGCAUUGGAGAGCCUUCUCCCUCACUCAGUUCGACCAUGUGGAACUGUUAGCGGCUUUGGAUCUUAUGUAUUGCUCCAUUCAAUUCAGCAAAACCUUUGGACCCUGCGACAAAAUAUUUGGUUGGAGGCUGAACAUUUCGCGUCCUGCUUGAAGACUGUCAGUCAAGCUCUUGGAAAAUGGGAGGCCGCCUGGGAGGGCAACCUGGAAUCCUCACUGCCCUCAUGCAGACCGCACAACGCUACAACUACAAUCUCAGCAGCAUUGCUUUCCUUGGCGUACAUGUGGUGUGGUGCUGGUUUCUCGCCAGUCCGAGCUGCCAUCCUCUCUCAUAACGCAGGAAGGAUAUCUCAAAGCAUGGAGCAUCUACAUAUCCCUAUUGAACGGGUCGAGGCGGCGUCCAAUAUUGCCGCUCAUGCACUACGAUCUCUCAAGUCACGCGUUAAAUUGGGUAUGGCACUAGAAGUACCCCAGGUUGGCUGUUGCCAAAGUUUGGAAGCCUUCAUAUUCUCAGUUGAGUGCUGCCUGUUUUCGUGUGUGUGGUUGAAGAAGACUCAGGUCGCCACGAGCUUGACUGGUCCCUCCAUGAGCGACAGACAUUCAAAUUGGCCCAAGAGGUUCUGCUAG